GAGAAAUUGAUAAUCUUUACUGGAGUCGUUUGAAUGAAAUUACACUUGACAGGCUGUCUCCAAGCAAAGAAGCAGAGGCAGUGAGAGUCUUAGCCCAGCUUGCAGGGCAGCUAGUGCUAUUGGUGCUUCUUUACACAUUAUUAUUACUACACACUGUAUCAUAUAUCUCAUUCGCCUUUUAUUAGUUCUGCAUAGCAGUUCAUAGAAAGAGGCGACAAUGGAAGAAAACAUGGAAGAAGGACAGACACAAAAAGGUUGCUUUGAAUGCUGCAUAAAAUGCCUUGGGGGUAUUCCCUAUGCAUCGUUGAUUGCUACGAUCCUGCUGUACGCUGGGGUUGCACUGUUUUGUGGAUGUGGUCAUGAAGCCCUCUCUGGCACUGUCAACAUUCUGCAGAAUUAUUUUGAGAUGGCGAGAACUGCUGGGGACACACUUGACGUCUUUACCAUGAUUGAUAUCUUUAAAUAUGUCAUCUACGGGAUUGCUGCUGCCUUUUUCGUUUAUGGCAUUUUGCUGAUGGUUGAAGGAUUCUUCACAACCGGUGCUAUCAAGGAUCUAUAUGGAGACUUCAAAAUCACUACCUGUGGUAGAUGUGUUAGCGCAUGGUUUAUCAUGCUGACAUACCUCUUCAUGCUUGCCUGGCUUGGUGUCACAGCUUUCACUUCUCUGCCUGUCUACAUGUACUUCAAUCUCUGGACAAUUUGCCGAAAUGCAACCUUAGUAGAUGAAGCUAACUUUUGCUUGGAUCUUCGUCAAUUUGGGCUUGUGACUAUCGGAGAAGAGAAGAAAUUAUGUACUGCAUCUGAAAAUUUCCUCCGGAUGUGUGAAUCUACAGAGCUGAACAUGACAUUCCAUCUGUUUAUUGUGGCACUUGCUGGAGCUGGAGCUGCAGUUAUUGCUAUGGUUCACUAUCUUAUGGUUCUGGCAGCUAACUGGGCCUACGUGAAGGAUGCAUGCCGAAUGCAGAAGUAUGAAGACAUCAAGUCAAAGGAAGAGCAGGAACUUCAUGACAUCCAUUCUACCCGCUCUAAAGAGCGGCUCAAUGCUUACACAUAAAACAAAACCUCUCCAUCUUUGUAACAUUUCAAUUCUUUGUUGUUUAACUAACAGCCUCCCUUCCAUUGUAAAAUGAAAAUUAAGUGCUUUUCCUAACUGAUAGGUUGAAUUAUUAAAUACCUGUCAAGAUAACCUUGACUGACCAGCACUUGGCUUCUUCACAGUGGUCUGUGUGACAAUGUCAUAUAAUAUGGAACACCCUUUUAGUCUUUCCUAAGUUGUCAUAAAGUGACUGGUUUCUUAGACCAAGAAACAUACCUGUUAAAUAUAGAUAUUUGUUUCCUUUUUUUAACCACUUUAUAUGUGUUUUGCAUAAAAACAUUUUGCAUUGUUUCCUAUGUUUUUGAAAGAGAAAGCUUUUUAUACUUUUUAGUUUUGAGUUUCAAAAACUAAUUUUACCUACAGGUAAUCUUUAAAGGGACAGCUGUACAGAAAGCAUGUACAAUAAAACUAUUUACAGUUUGAAAUCAUGCAUGAACAGCUUAAGCAUCUAGAUAGUGUUAUGAUCCUAUGAAUUAUCAUAGGUAUAUUCUGUUUGGCAGGUUAAAAGGUGCUUCUCAUGAGUGUUAUCAUAUUAUUAUUGUUCACAAGAAAAACUCCAGUUUUCCUAUUUUCAGCUUCAGUGAUUCAGCUGUUUAAACCUUUAAGCAUGCAUUCUGUAAUGCUAUUGCAUGACCACAUAUUAAAAAUGUUUAUUACCCAGUUAUUUCUGAAAACUGUAUUUGAUGUGUACCCAACAAUUACCUAUUGCUCCGUAAUUACUGUUUAUAAGCAUUCAAAUAUAAUUUGCUGCAAGCUGUUUUAUAGAUAUUGUACAAAUAAGUAUGCCAUCCUUUUAAUAACCAAUUUAUUAAAUAUUCUAAAGUAUUUGUAUUGUCCUAAAAAUAUGAAAAUAUUGCUUUAACUUUCAUAUAGUUUGCAAAAUUCUAAUAAGUUCAGUCAGAACAUAACUGCAACUAGCAGGUUAGGCAAUAAAUCUGCAACAUAAACUUAUCUUUAUUCCUGAAAGCGUGAAACUUGUGAGUGUCUUAAACAAACAUCACUGCAUCUAUUAUUAAGAAUUAAAAUAGCAAUGUUAAUGGACCAAAUUUGGUGUUUUUAUCAGCAGUAUUUUGCCUUUUUUGGAAUGCUGUACAGUGUCUUCAAGUAAACAUUCCUGACGAGACAUUUUUGUCAAUGUGACAAAUCCUGGAUUGUUUUGUGCACUUUAUUGAUCAUUGUGAACUCGCUCAGUGCAAGUGCGUUGUAUAUUUACAAAAAAAAAAAAAAAAUCUCGAGGUAAUUUUUUACGAUAUUAUCACCUACAGCAUCCACUUUAUUUGUAUUUAUUUUUCUAUGGUAUUUUUUAAAGUAUUGGCACGUAAAAAUCAGUAAGAUUUUAUUGUGAGCUUUAUAGGUGAUACCUAUAGUAAUUUGGAUUCAAAGGUACUUGUGUAGUUUUGACAAAAUCUAAACAGACACCACUUUCUUGGGAGUUUCUGUGUCAGCAAAUCUAGUCUCUCUUUCCGGUUUAAUGAUCAUUUUGAGGAAUGUCCAAUAGAAUUUAAUAUGAUAUAAUUAUAUGCAUUAGAUGUGAUUUGGUGUAUAGAUUCAGUAACAUGAAUAUGCACUUAAGUAAAAUUCUACUGUAUUUCUUAUUUUAAAAGGUACAGUUUCUAGAAAAAAAUAAUAAUAUAAAUUGCACUAGUAUUUAUUCUAAUAAAAAUGUAUGUGCAUAUUUUAGUUUGAGUCAUUUUUCAAUGAAUACCAGAAUGAGACUAAUGUAGCGCUAAUAGCAGGACAUUUCCAUGUUUACGCUGAUUUCAUACAAACUUCCAGCGCUAUUGAAUUUUGUAGCCCUAUACAAAUGAAUGUUUAUAAAUAGCCAAGCAUUAUUGUCACAAAAAUAUUUCUACAUUUGCCAAGUUUUUAACUCAGAUCAAAGUUUUUUUAGAGGGCAUUGACCUGUUGUCAGUAGAAGAGCAAAAAUUAGUUUUCGAUAUUCAUAUGCAAAACCAAUUAAUACAUUUGUCUGAAAGUUGUUUAAGUAAACAAAUUAAUGAACAACUAUGAAAAUGUGUUCACUUGUUCAUUUAGUUUCCCCUAUCUAUUAUAUGGAGAAACCAAAUGAAUUAAUGAACACAUUUUAUUAUUCAUUUAUCAGUUUGGAUAGUGAUAUAUACAUUAGUUUUUAUAUUUUUGCACAUCUAGUUGUCAAUAUGUCUAUAAACAUAGAUGGUAAUAUCAGAAGAAUAUGCCUCGAGAGCCAUUUUUCCCAACCAUAUUCAUUAUGAGGAUUUUUGUUUUAAAAUAAUCUUUAUUCACAUUCUUAUACUGUGGUUAUUUGUUGCAUGCUUAUACAUUUAAUAGCAUUACUUUUAUGAUUUUCUUUCUUACACCAUCUGUCAACAGUUUUCAAACAUGCAGUAUUAAGAAAACUUUUACAAAAUAUUCUUUUAAAACUCUUUCAAAUUCUAUAUUGUAGUGUUUCAGUUUUGUGUCUCAGUUUGUGAUUUUUAAAAAACUGUCAUAUUGAUUAGUGUAAUGAUGUUGAUGCUUUUUUGGCUUUCCUCUGUUAUUAGAGUUUGUAUUUUCACACCGAAUGCUUUGUAGCAGGCAAUAUUAAUCUGUUUUGUACAUAAAUGUGCCAACAGCUUGAUGGUGGCGUUUUUGAAAUGUAGAACAAAGUGCUUGCAAAAUGUAAUAAACACACUUGUGUACUUUGUGUA
This is a messenger RNA of Bombina bombina (fire-bellied toad), 3762 nucleotides long. It is a transcript of the gene GPM6A, whose product is annotated as glycoprotein M6A. The coding region runs from base 218 to 1054 and encodes 278 amino acids. The record is from RefSeq and is a predicted model, not a curated record. The transcript is spliced from 7 exons. Gene Ontology annotation, cellular component: plasma membrane; neuronal cell body; axonal growth cone. Gene Ontology annotation, biological process: neuron projection development. NCBI's taxonomy places the organism in Eukaryota, Metazoa, Chordata, Amphibia, Anura, Bombinatoridae.